Geodia barretti is the source of this 2783-nucleotide messenger RNA. NCBI's taxonomy places the organism in Eukaryota, Metazoa, Porifera, Demospongiae, Tetractinellida, Geodiidae. The record is from the annotation of a GenBank genome assembly.
ACUCUAAUUAAUGCUCACCAAAGACAUCGGCAGCAUGUCGUUUGUGUCCGCUCGCGAGUUGGAGGCUGCUCGCGAGCAGAGGAAGAAAGAUGUGAAGGAAAUGCGAGAUGAGGCUCUCCGAGAAGCGAGGGAAAGCUUCGAGAAGCAGAGGAAGCGGGAGGAACUGAAACGAGCCCGUGGCGAAGACACCUGGAUUGUCCCUGCCGUGAGAACACGCCUGGGGUUCAAGGGAGAGACGGGUCACUCCUCCGAGAAGAAGAAACGUAAAAAGAAGAAAGAGAAAAAGCACAAGAAGGACCGCUCGAAAACGGAAAAGAGCCAGAACGAAAGUGAAAGUGACAGUGGAGCAGAGAGUGAAGGAGAGAUGUGGAUUGAGAAGGGGACCACCUCGGCUCCAUCUGUAACUGAAACUGAAAACCCCAGUUCAGGAGGAGUGGUGGGUGCUACUGAGGCCCCGGGUCCAGCAAAACUAAAGAGAGAAGACUGGAUGACGAUGCCUCUGGGGGCCUCCGACAGAACCCUCUCUCUCCUCGCAGAGAGGCAGAGAGGGACGGAGGAGGAGCGACAGAAGCAGAGGGAGAAGGAGAGAGAGACCAACUAUCUAGACAAGCCUGGACACCACCCAAGGGAACUAAAUCCUUUCUGGAAGGACGGCGGGAAAGGCCUCCCUUCAACCAGCGAUGAAACCAUUGCUCCCGAUUCAAACCACGCUCGGGACACUACUUCGUCGUCUCGGCGGCCCAAGAGACCACUCGGUGACGGUGGACACAGCUGGCUGUUGAGAGCGUACAAACGAGCUAUAGAGCAAGCCAGUGACAGUGGCCACACCGUGGAAGAGAUUGCCGUCGAACGCUGGGGGUCGCUGGAGAAACUCUACUCACUGCUGAACGCAGCAGGGGAUUGAUCCCGAUGAUCCAGAUGCACCGCCCAAGGGACGCACAAAGAGAGAGUAUUUGUAUUCUAGAACGAGAAGACUGGACGAUUACUCAGAGAGGCGUUCGGUUGAGAGGUUUGAUCGAAGACGAGAGAGAGUGACGGAGAGGAGAGAGGAACGUGAGGAGGUGGACGUGGGGGAGAGGAGAAGGGGUGAGGAGGAGAGGAGGGAAAGAGGGGAGAGGAGGGAGGGACGCAGGGAAGAGACGAGAGUGGGCUACAAGUACCGGAGACACGAAGGGGACAUCGAGAAGCGAAAGAGAGACUUGAAACAAAGAUUUCGAAAACCGGCUCCAGACUCUUCAGCCUCCAGCGAUCACAGCGAGUUUUUGAAACCUGGCGACCUGGAGACAGGUCCCCAUUCUCGCUCGACCGGUAUCGGAACUGGUAUGACCACUACAUCAUCCUCCUCCGGGCAAGGCUGGAGAAAGAAUAAAUCAUCCCCGGCUCCAGAAAGCUCUGUGAUCAGUACCGAAAUCACUACUGAUUCUGUCGCAGUUAGCAAAUCUUCCCCGCCCUCUGAAUCAGAGGCGUCUCGCGAAAAGAUUUUUUCCACCACCGAAGAAAUGUCUGGUUUUGGGGAGAGUGCUGAGAAGGCCAGAGAAACGCCAGUAGCUUUGCCAGACAAGCCCGUGACUGAGGCUCAACUGAAUUCUCUCGGAGCUAAACUCUUGAAGGCGGAGCUGGUGGGAAACACGGGAAAAGUCGAGAAGUUGAAAAGUGAGCUCGAGCGACUGAGGGAAGUGAAGAGACUUCAGGAGAGCACCCUAUCAUCUGGUGUUUCGAAUAGGGCCACAAGAGAAGAGAAAACGCUAGUUUUGACAAAAACCGAUCGUUUCGGUAGAGAGAAACCACUCCAGCUUCCGUCGACUUCCCAAGGCUACCGCCCGCAGCCAAAGGGAGCCACGCACACAAAGAAAGGAAAACGAGAGAAGUAUUUCCACGACGACGAUCGCUACAGUCUAAAAGAGCUGGUUGAGCAGGAAAGAAUGAUGACGGCCGAAGAGACGCACGCUGCUAUCGCGCGAAUGGCCUCGAAAUUCGUACCCGCCUCCGGCGCAGACGAAACGGUCGACGACGCAUUUGAUUCUAAAUCAGCAAUGAAAUACGACGAAACUAAAGAGCUCGAAAAGGCCAAGAAGCGCUCCGUUGCGGAAAACCGUAAAAUGGCCGAUGCAGUCGACAAAUGCCAGCUCUGUUUCGAUAAUCCCAACUUCAACAAGCACCUCCUCAUAGCAGUCGGCAUGAACACGUACGUCUGUGCCCCCUGGCACACGUCACUGGCAGAGGGCCACUGCUACAUAGUGCCAAUGGAGCACGUGACUUGUUCCCUCUUUCUCGACGAAAACGUAUGGAGCGAGGUGGACAUCUUCCGAAAGGGGCUCACUCGAAUGUUUGCCGAUCGCGAUCUCGACGUUGUGUUUAUGGAGACGUUUACGAGCGUGAAGAGAAAGACGCACAUGUACAUCGACUGCGUCCCGAUUCCCCGCGAAGAGGGAGAGCUCGCUCCGAUGUAUUUCAAAAAAGCCAUUCUCGAAUCGGACGAAGAGUGGGCGCAGAACAAGAAGCUGAUCGACACGAGAGCGAAAGGUGUUCGCGGUUCUCUACCCACGGGGCUACCGUACUUCUUUGCAGAGUUUGGGCUGGACGGUGGGUUCGGUCACGUGAUUGAAGACACGGAUCAAUUUCCACACUAUUUCGGUCGGGAAGUGGUGGGUGGACUCCUCGAUCUGAGCCCUCGACUCUGGCUAAAGCCUCGCCGCGAGGAAUUCGACAAACAGAGGGAAAAGGUGGUGAAACUGAGCGAAUGGUGGGCACCGUACGACUGGACUCAGAAACUAAAACAAACA